Molecule: messenger RNA, 273 nt
Organism: Eruca vesicaria subsp. sativa (arugula)
Lineage: Eukaryota; Viridiplantae; Streptophyta; Magnoliopsida; Brassicales; Brassicaceae
Source: the annotation of a GenBank genome assembly
AUGAACACAAGCUUCAUGAGAAACACUAAGCAGAAAGUAGGAGUUGAAGCUGGCAAGAUUAGUAUUGAUCCAGUUAAAAGACCAACCCAGUCAACAUCCAUGAUCAUCAAGGGUCUAAGUGUUCCUGGACAGCAGUCAAAUUCAGCGUUGGAUUUGAUAGAACGAAUUAGACAGAGAUGUGGGAAGACCAUGGGUAGUGAUCUUAAUAAGCAAGUUGAAGGACAAGACAAGAAAGGAACUAAAAAGCAUAGCAAAAGAGCUGAAACUAACUGA